AUGUCUACGACUAGAUCAGCCUUCGAGCAAGCAGUUUCAACAAUGGUAUCUACAGAUAUUCUGGAUCCAGGUAAUGGCGACACGCUGACUGCGACCUUCUAUGGACACUUCGAUGGAAAGAAUACUCCCCGCUUUUCUGCCCGGCAACAUGCAGACUUAGUGCCGCAUGGGAAAGGCUGA
Molecule: messenger RNA, 180 nt
Organism: Penicillium coprophilum
Lineage: Eukaryota; Fungi; Ascomycota; Eurotiomycetes; Eurotiales; Aspergillaceae
Exons: 2
Coding region: 1-180 (59 amino acids)
Source: RefSeq, a predicted model, not a curated record